AGUAAACAUGUGUUCUCUCUCUCUAAUUUCAAAAUAUGGUUGGGAUGGGGGGCGCGAUGUUUCAGAGAUCUAUUCCACACGACGACGACGUAGAAGACCAGAUUCUUCUAUUCUUUCCUUCUCUAAUACUUACAACUGAACACAGCUUCCACUAUGGUCUCGAAAGAGAGUUGUCGCAACGAGAUCCGUGCGGCUAUUCGACAGCUUAGUGACCGUUGUCUAUACUCGGCCGCUAAAUGGGCAGGAGAGCAGCUUGUGGGGAUAGAGCAAGACUCAUCUAACUUUACACCUUCCAAUACGAGGUUCCAGCGAGGAAGCUCUAGCAUCCGGAGAAGGUUCAGCACCAAUGAAUCCAUUUCAACACCACAACCUUCCGUUGGCUUCUCUCAACCACCAGCUACUCCUCUACCCCAAGAAGACGAAGUGAUUGAUGGUGACCUUUACCUUUUAGCCAAGUCCUACUUCGAUUGUCGAGAGUACAGGCGGGCUUCACAUGUCCUUCGUGAUCAGAUGAGCAAGAAAUCUGUUUUCUUGCGUUGCUAUGCCCUUUAUCUGGCUGGAGAGAAAAGAAAAGAGGAAGAAAUGGUAGGACUUGAAGGCCCCUUGGGCAAGAGUGAUGCCAUAAACCGUGAGCUGGUAUCUUUGGAGAGGGAACUGUCAGCCCUGAAGAGGACUGGAGCGAUUGAUUCUUUUGGAUUAUACUUGUAUGGUGUGGUUCUUAAAGAAAAAGGGAAUGAAAGUCUUGCCCGUGCCAGCCUCGUGGAGUCUGUGAACAGCUAUCCAUGGAACUGGAGUGCCUGGUCUGAGCUUCAGUCUCUGUGUACGUCGAUCGAAAUCUUGAACAGCCUUAAUCUGAACAAUCACUGGAUGAAGGAGUUUUUUCUAGGCAGUGCUUAUCAAGAACUCAGAAUGCACAGUGAGUCCUUGGCCAAGUACGAAUACCUGCAAGGCAUUUUCAGUUUCAGCAAUUACAUCCAAGCUCAAACUGCAAAAGCUCAGUAUAGCCUUAGGGAGUUUGACCAGGUUGAAAUCAUGUUCGAAGACCUUCUGAGAAAUGACCCCUAUCGUGUGGAAGAUAUGGACUUGUAUUCCAAUGUUCUGUAUGCAAAAGAGGCAUGCGCUGCACUGAGUUACCUUGCACACAAGGUGUUUUUGACUGAUAAAUACAGACCUGAGUCUUGCUGCAUCGUUGGCAAUUACUACAGUUUAAAGGGGCAGCAUGAGAAAGCAGUAAUGUACUUCCGAAGAGCUUUGAAGCUGAACAAGAAGUACUUGUCUGCGUGGACUCUUAUGGGCCAUGAAUACGUUGAGAUGAAGAACACUUCUGCUGCCAUUGAUGCAUAUCGAAGAGCUGUUGAUGUAAACCCUUGUGAUUACCGAGCUUGGUAUGGGUUAGGACAAGCGUAUGAGAUGAUGGGGAUGCCUUUCUAUGCGCUCCACUAUUUCCGCAAAUCCAUAUUCUUUCUUCCGAACGAUUCUAGGUUGUGGAUAGCGAUGGCUAAAUGUUAUCAGAGCGAACAGCUUCACAUGCUAGAAGAAGCCAUCAAGUGUUACAAAAGAGCUGUGAACUGUGGUGACACGGAAGGAAUAGCUCUUAACCAGCUGGCGAAGCUUCACCAGAAGCUUGGACGUAAUGAAGAAGCUGCAUUUUACUUCGAGAAGGAUUUAGAGAGAAUGGAUGCUGAAGGAUUAGAAGGACCUAACAUGUUUGAGGCUUUGGUUUUCCUUGCUACACAUUUGAAGACCAACAAGAAGUUUGACGAAGCAGAAGUGUAUUGCACUCGUCUUCUCGAUUACAGUGGCCCUGAGAAAGAAAAGGCAAAGAGCUUACUGAGAGGGAUCAGAAUGGCGCAAACAGGUUUUCCUUCGAUGGAUAUGGAGCAUUUUCCUCUUUAGUUUGUAUUGUACCCAAUAACCAAAAGCUGUUUGAGAGAGAGAGAAUGUAUUCCAUCAGGUACGCUUUGAAUUUGUUAUCUUUGUACACCAUUGGAUAAAUAAGCUGUGGAGUAAAUGAUUGAUGAAAGUGGAUUUGUAUCACAAAGAA
Molecule: messenger RNA, 2044 nt
Organism: Brassica oleracea var. oleracea
Lineage: Eukaryota; Viridiplantae; Streptophyta; Magnoliopsida; Brassicales; Brassicaceae
Product: anaphase-promoting complex subunit 8
Exons: 4
Coding region: 154-1896 (580 amino acids)
Biological process (GO): cell division
Cellular component (GO): anaphase-promoting complex
Molecular function (GO): protein binding
Source: RefSeq, a predicted model, not a curated record